Molecule: messenger RNA, 2056 nt
Organism: Erigeron canadensis
Lineage: Eukaryota; Viridiplantae; Streptophyta; Magnoliopsida; Asterales; Asteraceae
Product: dentin sialophosphoprotein-like
Exons: 4
Coding region: 196-1731 (511 amino acids)
Source: RefSeq, a predicted model, not a curated record
ACAGAUCAUAAUCAUUCACUAAUUAGGGUCCUUUUUUUUUACAAAAAUUUUAAAUUUAUUUUUAUGACCAUAAUGAUACAAUUUCAUAAAAUUGAUAAAUUAAUAAACUUUCUUAGUCUUUAUAACUUUAUAUCAACUGGGUAAUUUUUAGAAAUUUUUCUUUUUUUAGAUUUGUAGAUUUUUUUUUUCUUUGGGAUGGGUAAAGGUGGAGUUGUGUUUUUUGUAUUAUUAUUGUUGCUUGUGACCGGUUUUGGUCGGUUUGAUGCGCGUAAAUUAGGUGCGGUUUCUGAUCCGAAUUCAAAUCAGGAUUCUCAAUUAUCUUCUCCAACAUCCAAUGAGAAAACGAAGCCAAAGGAUAGUCCAAAUACAAGUCCCUUAAAUGUGGAAUCAAAAAAUUUAAAUGAUGGAAGUACCAAAAAAAGUUCAAAAAGCUCUGUUGAUAAGAAAGAAGAUAAGAAAAUUCAAGAUAGUAAAGAGAAACUAGAAGAUCAGAUGCAGUUGAAAACAUUUGACAGCAAAAAGUGCAAAGAGAAAUUGAUAUGCAGUGACCAGGGAAAAACCUUGACCACAUGUGUUAAAGAUUUUGAAGAUGGUUCUGACAAGUUGACACUUCUUGUGCAUAAUGAACAAGACGCUGACCUAAAAGUGAAUAUCACGUAUGGAACAUUUAAGGAUCUGCCACCUUUUGGGAUACCCGGCCAUGGGACUAAAGAGGUUAACAUUACAUACUCUGGAGAUAAAAAUACCAAAGUUAUUCUAAACGCUGGAAGUGGGAGUUGUGAGCUUCAGAUUAGUCAACCUAAGAAUACACUUGUCAACAGUCCCCCAAAGUCUAAGGAAACUGAAAAUAUUUCAGAUCCGAAAGAUGUCGAUAAUCCAGCUGGCAGCCCCACAAAUCCCAAAGAUGUCAUAGAUCCUGCUAAGUCAAAAACUGAAAACGAUCUUUUAAAAGAUAAAAAAGUAGACAGCCCUGCAGAGCCUAACGAUGUUGAUGAUGCUAAAAAGCCCAAAGAUGUUGACAGCCCUCCAAAGUCACUGAAAGACGACCCUGAAAAGUCAUCGAAAGACGUUGAUGACCCUGAAAAGUCACCUAAGGAUGUCAAUGACAAUGCAAAGUCAUCGAAAGACGUCAAUGAUCCUUCAAAGUCAAAGGAUGUCAGUGACCCCCCAAAGUCGAGCGACGUCAAUGACACUUCGAAGUUAAAGAAAAAGAACGACUCUUCAAAUUCAAAAGACGACAAGGACCCUUUAAAGUCAAAAGAUGACAUCUCAAAGCCAAAUGAUGUCAAGGACCCCUCAAAGUCGAAAGAUGAAAAUGAUCCCCCUCCUAAGCAUACACCAGCUAGUGUGGAUAGUCGCAUAUCGCAGAACAACUUUCUUGAUCAGUUAACGUUCUAUUCAAAGCAAGUAACACCAAUAUACGGAGCUUAUAUUGCUUUUCUUGUAGCGCUAGUCGUCGGGGCUUCAUGGGCUUUAUGCAGCUUCAGAAAAAGGAGAACGGACAAUGGAGUUCCAUACCAGGAACUCGAGAUGGGCCUCCCAGAAUCCUCAAAUGCAGUCAAUUUGGAAACUGCGGAGGGUUGGGAUCAAGAUUGGGAUGAUGAUGAUUGGGAUGAAGACAACGCCAUAAGAUCACCAGGUGGAAAUCUUCACAGUAAAAGUAUCUCGUCCAAUGGGCUUACUUCACGGGCCACGAAGAAAGACGAUUGGGAUGCCAACUGGGAUGAUUAGCUCACUGAAAUAUACGAAGAAUAGAUACAGAAGAUGGAUGUAGGAUAAAGAUGGUGUACGAUAGAAGUUUUGUUCUCAUUUUGAUUAUUUUUUACAUGUUCUGAAAUAUCUGAAUUUUGUGUUGGUUGUAAGUUGAUGUCAAUCUCUCAUACAAAUUCUUUACAAAAUACGCCAUUAAAGAAUAAUGUGCAGUUUCUCUUAGUUUGGUUAUGUGGUUUUGUAAAAAAAUAUAGAAACCAACUGGGCAACGAGGUUUUGGUUACAAUUUUCGGCAUUUAUGAUUCUUUUUGUAAUAGAUAUGUUGUUUACUUGGUUAUAUUUUGCA